ACACUCACGUGUUUCGAGUUGCACAACGCCGAACGCAUCCGUUACAUUAUGCAUCCGGAAUCAAACAAAUUGUGCCAUUAUACUACAUGGCGCGAAGUAACCUACAACCUGAAAUUACGUCGAUGACGAGGAUUUAAGGAACAAGUUGUCCCCGCGAAAGUGACAUGUUGACGCAUCGGUCUGUUUAUCUGAUUAAAGGACAUUGACACGCGUCAUCGUUCUAAGAUGCCUGCCAAUCUCUCGUUCUUCGCGGCACGAACUUAAUAUCUAUUUCGAGUCGCACGCAAUGCGUUAAUCGUUUAUUUAUAACGCGUUGCUGUGCCGCUUUUUCAACCACCGUUUAUAAAGUUUCGAGAUUAUGUUAUCGUAAAAUGUGUUAAAUAUUUUGUUUUUUCUUUGUUGCCGUACACAAGUUAUGGACGAGAUUUGGUUUCAUCUCUCCAAUCAGAUCGAAUCGUUGCAGGUUCAAGCAUCAGUAGCAGCUCAACAAGGACAACAAUGGUGCAUGCUAUUGCUGGCUCAAUUUCGUCACCUUAUUCAGCAAUUGUGUAAUGAGGAACACACACAGCAUGCAAAAGUUGCUGCACUGCGUGUAGCUACUUCUGUACAAACUACUUGGCAAGAUAUUCAAUUCCGCUUUCAUAAUACCCAGUGGAAUACAAUAGACCUUUAUCGCCAACUCGCAGCUUUAUGUGCUAAUAAAGUAUCAAGGAGGGAUGCAAUGUUUUGCAUAUCAGGUAUAGCUGUUGGCACAAUAAUAGGCUAUUAUAUGGGUAUCAAUAUGAAACUGCCUCUCAACUGUUACAUGCAUGUAAAAGCUAUAGUUUGUUAUCGUUAUGAUGGUCUUGAGAGUGUGUUCAUCAUGGACGACAUUGAAAUACCAACAAUCAUAAAGCCGAAUGAGCUAUUAAUCCGCGUUCGCGCCGCUUCAGUUAAUGUUGUCGAUACGAAGAUAUGUCAUGGUUACUCUAGGAUUUAUAGGAAAUUACUUAACUCAGGAAGACAGAAAGGACUACCUAUAACUUUAGGAAGGGAUUGCGCGGGGGUGAUAAAGGGCGUCGGAUGCAAUGUUAUCGAUUUCAAUGUCGGAGACGAGAUAGUUUUAGCCGUGCCAUCGUGGGCUCCUGGCACGAUGGCGGAAUAUAUAAUCGUUCCAGAGAUGCAAGUAGUGAAACGGCCUAAAACCUGUACCUUUGAAGCCUGCGCCAGCCUACCAUACAAUGGCUGCCUAGCGUGGGAUGCUUUAGUAAAUAGAUCAAUCAUCAAGGAGGGCAACGCUAAAGGAAAGCUUGUUUUUAUUCACGGCGGGAGCACUCCAGUCGGUUGUAUCCUGACGCAACUAAUUAAAUUAUGGGGUGGUCAUGUGACAGUCACAUGCAAAGAACAGGCGGUGCCCGUGAUGAAGACACUAGGCGCCGACAAUAUCAUAAUUAUAGACGAGAAAGAUAUUGAGCAAUAUCUACAAUUAGGUUAUUUACGCGAUAGAUUUGACGCAAUUUUUUAUACCGAUAAUAAUCAACCGUUUGAAGAACGCAUUCUGAAGAAAUAUUUGAAGCCUAACGGUUCCUACGUCUCUACAGUUCCCGAACAAUUAAAGUCGGAUUCGUUAGGGUUUAUAUGCGAAACUAUAUUUGCGGGAUGCGUCAGAGUAAAACUAUUAGUUCAGUACAUUUUUGGAUUCAACAUGCAUCAAUGGAAGGAAGGCGCGAAAUUGAACGUUGCAUAUCUGCGAGCCCUAUGCGACCUAGUCGACGAAGGUCAUUUGCAACUGAUCGUGGGCAGAGUAUACACCCUGCGUAAUUUUGAGUGGGCGUUAUUUCAUGUUUUAGACCCAAAUUCAAUCGGUAGUACGAUUAUAACGCUUAAAUGAUAUUUUAUCGUUGAUACUAAAAAACUAUUCUUCUGUAUGUAAUAUCAUAGCGUAAAACAUUGCUGUGUAAUCAUCACCGCACAUUAUCAACAGACACUCGCAUCAUGGCAAAACAGAAAACUAGUAGUUAAAAAAACUUUUUCAGUGCGGAAAUAAAGACUGACAAACGUAAUGCAAUUAACAAAUAAAUCGAACGCGAACGAAUAGUUUGUUCUUUUCAAAAUUAUCGCUGAUAACCGUUAAUAAGAGUAAAGAGAUAUUAACGACAAUAAAAUGCAACGAUAAAUGAUAGGAAACGAAUGCGAGAAUCAGGUUAUUGUGAAAAAUUUUUAUAAAAAUAUGCGUGAUUAUAGAAAAUCGCCUCUUUUGUCACUUGUUACGAUGAAAUUUAUCAUGUAAGGGAGUAUACAUUUUUUUGUGAAUAUUACACAUAUAUUUUACGAAAUAAAUAGAAAAAAUUA
Messenger RNA from Odontomachus brunneus, 2331 nucleotides. Its product is annotated as reticulon-4-interacting protein 1, mitochondrial-like. The transcript has 8 exons. The coding region runs from base 416 to 1870 and encodes 484 amino acids. The record is from RefSeq and is a predicted model, not a curated record. Gene Ontology annotation, cellular component: mitochondrion. Gene Ontology annotation, molecular function: oxidoreductase activity. Lineage: Eukaryota; Metazoa; Arthropoda; Insecta; Hymenoptera; Formicidae.